Mya arenaria is the source of this 5193-nucleotide messenger RNA. RefSeq names its product GDP-mannose 4,6 dehydratase-like. Gene Ontology annotation, molecular function: GDP-mannose 4,6-dehydratase activity. The transcript has 11 exons. Gene Ontology annotation, biological process: GDP-mannose metabolic process. Lineage: Eukaryota; Metazoa; Mollusca; Bivalvia; Myida; Myidae. Bases 20 to 1087 code for a protein of 355 amino acids. The record is from RefSeq and is a predicted model, not a curated record.
CCAGUCUUUUUGUUGCAAAAUGGCGUCGAAGAGUGAUAAAAUAGCGUUGAUUACAGGAAUCACUGGGCAGGAUGGUUCCUAUUUGGCAGAGUUCCUUAUCAACAAAGGCUAUCAGGUGCAUGGUAUAAUACGGCGGUCAAGUUCAUUCAACACUGGUAGAAUAGAGCAUCUAUAUACUGACCAGACAGCCCACAGUGGUGGUUCCAUGAAGCUACACUAUGGUGAUCUGACAGACAGCACAUGUUUAGUGAAGAUAAUCAGUCAAGUCCGGCCCACAGAGCUAUACAAUCUAGGAGCACAGAGCCAUGUCAAGGUAUCAUUCGAGCUUGCUGAAUACACCGCCAAUGUAGAUGCCCUGGGAACGUUACGAUUGUUAGAUGCUAUUCGUACUUGUGGACUCACUGACCAGGUGAAGUUCUACCAGGCAUCCACCAGUGAAAUGUUCGGCAAGGUCCAAGAAAUCCCGCAGAAAGAGACCACGCCUUUCUACCCGCGAUCUCCAUACGGUGUGGCGAAGGUUUACGGCUACUGGAUUGUGGUGAACUACCGAGAGGCGUAUAACAUGUUUGCCUGUAACGGGAUCCUCUUUAACCAUGAAAGCCCAAGAAGAGGAGAGACAUUUGUGACACGGAAGAUCACACGAGCGGUGGCAAAGAUCAUCCUGGGGCAACAGAAGGUGGUAGAGCUGGGAAAUCUCGACGCCAAGAGAGAUUGGGGACAUGCUAAAGACUAUAUAGAGGCAAUGUGGCUGAUGUUGCAGCAGGAAAAGCCGGAGGAUUUUGUGAUCUCAAUGAAUGAAGCCCACAGUGUUCGAGAGUUUGUUCUUGCAGCGUUUAAAAAAGUCAACAUUGACAUUGUCUGGGAAGGAGAGGGAGUUUCCGAAGUUGGGAAGAACAAGGCCACGGGGGACGUCCUUGUAAAGGUCAACCCACGCUUUUACAGACCCACAGAAGUCGAAUUCCUCCAGGGUGACUGUACGAAGGCUAAGACUGUGCUAGGUUGGACUCCAAACUAUGACUUUGAUAAACUUGUUGGCGAGAUGGUGGAAUCUGAUCUUGACCUGAUGAGAAACCGACCAAUGGCUUAAACACUGUGAUAAUAUCUCUAUGAAUCUGAAAUGUGGGGGUUUAAAACAUAUAUACCGGUACUGUGCAUAGUAACCAUGCAGAUUGAAUUUCAUAUAAUAUAUUGAGGGUUAAUAUCAGUUUUUAUGUUCAACAAUGUGCAUUGUUUCCAUUCAAAUUGUAUUACAUAUAAUAUAUUGAGGGUUAUCUAUUUUACUGUUUAAUAUGUAUCUAUAUAUUUAUUUAAUUUUUAGCAUUCAGCCAUAUAAUAUGUUAUGUUUGAUCAAAUAUUGGAUGAUCAUCUUGUCAUUAUUAGUUCAUUAUUCUUGAAAUAUGAUUUCUGAUUUUUUUGUUAAAAUAUUUUUCUGGCAUUAAUGCUCAUUUCUUAACAUCAGAUACACAGGAGUGUGAUUUGUUCGCUGAUUUAGAUCAAGUCACUUAAAAAUAUAUUUUUUUCUUUUUAAAUGAUUAAAAAUAAUUUAAGUGGUUGCUUUAAGUUGUUUCUUUACUUAAAGUUAGUAUUAACACUCUACACGUCUGCUUCCAAUUUGAAGCCAGGAGAGCCCUCAAGAGAGCUUCUCAAAAGUCAGUCUUGCUUCUGCGGUAGCAGCAGUUUUGCACCCAUUCACCAACAUAGGGGACCUAAAGCGGGCCCAAAACACCCUUGCCGAAAAGGUUUUAGCCCUUCAGCUGUCACAUCUGCCAAACUGGUUCAUGCUUGAUGUGUUGUAUGCCUUUAUGAUUUCAAGGUGCAUCUAGGUUUUUUACCAAAGAAUUAUUGAUUUUUUUUUCUUUAUUUUUCAUUGUUAUAUACACUUAUAUAUACAUUGAUUUAAAUAAAAAUGGCUAUCAGUGCAUAUUUAUAAAGACAAUCAAACUGACUGUAUCAAUCCUAUCAUGAUAUUUAUUACAAUUAAUACUGUCAUAUGAAAACAAAUAAAUGUAUAAUUUAUAACUGUAUAAACCAGUGGUCAAAAUCUGGUUUUUAUACAGCAGGGCUUGUUCAAAAAUGUAAUUCCAAGCAAUAGUAUAUGAAUUUUGGCUUGUUCUUCCAAAAGACUAAUAACUAAAGAUCUGUAUUAAAGUAAGAAUACUGUGGCAUCUGCCCCCCCAAUUCCUCAAAAAUCAAUAAAGAUGCACUCUUACUCCCAAAUUAGAUUUACUAAAAUUAAUACAAUUGUUUAAAUAUACCAAAAAGAUAAAUAAAUGCCAAUAAGCAUGGUUCUUAUGAAGGAUUCUGAGUUUAAUUUCAAAAGAAAGGUGCAGAAGUCAUGGUAUUUCUACCUUAUAAGACAAUAGUAGAUCAAAGUAAAUCUUUACCACUCACCAAUCAUUGAAUAUUUUUGCAUUUUCAUUUAUAAAAUAUACAGUUAAAAUCUUGUUAUUAGUCAUUAAUAUUUCCCAUAAAUGCAUUAUUGAGUAAGUAGUUAAAGGUUAUGCUCAAAAUGUUAUUUUUGUCAUACAUGUGUAUGUAUUAAUUUUGAAUAAGAGUGUCCAUUGAGGCAUUACAGGAGUAAGCAAUUUGUUUCACUUCAUUUAGCCAAAUAACUUACUCAUACUUGAUUAACAUAACAUAAUAAUUUAUGGUGAUUAUCUUUAAAAUAAUUUCCUUUAAAAGUCUUACACAUCUUAAAAAUGAUGAUGUUAAACAUCUUAUACCAAAACAAAAAUUCUGAGAUUAGCUUGAUCCUUUCUUAACAGACUAAAUCGGGUUCGUGAAAUCGGGGCCUGGUUGUUCCCAUUUUUCAGAUCUAAAGAAUCAUCGUUUGUGUUAUAUACAUUCCAGUUUUAUUGUGGCUUUUGUUUUUGUGUUUGAUUUUCUGUUUAUGUUAUAGUCAUUAAGUAGAUUAAGUAAGGCAUCUGAUUCUUUCCGUUUAAAGUUUCAUUGCAAUAUAGUUCUUCUAUGAUCACGAGUGAAAGUUUGAUCUGUAAAUGUAACUGGAAAACCAUUUGUAAACCAAUCUUCCAAGAUAAGUUGAACGCACUUCCCUGAAAAAUGUAAAAUUUGAACGAUACCAUGUACAUGUAUUAAUCAUUUUGUCAGCAAAACUGUAGUAACUCAUUCUGUUAAUAUUAGUAGUUACUUCUUUCUUGCAAGCUACCAUUGAUAUACAUUUGAUUUUGACAAUAGUAUUAGCGGGUGAACAUUUACAUUUACAUAUAUUUAUGUUAUAACUUAAUUCAGUAUUUAAAAAAUCUUUCUUUGAUUACAUUUAUUUGUUGAAGAAAUUGCAUUUCAGUUAGGAAACUCUGUCAUUUCUAUCAUUAUUAACCCUUUGCAUGCUGGGUAAAUUGUCGUCUGCUCAAAAAUGUUGUCUGCUUUAUUCUAAAUUUCUUUCAAUUUACUUAAAACUUUGGGGAUAUAUUGACUGAGUGGCAAACAGCUUGGAACCUGACCAGGCGCUGAGUUACUCGGUGCCUGGUCUGGUUCCAAGCUGUUUGCAAAGCCUUUAAAAUCGCCAUCAGCAGCCUAAGGGUUAAACAGUGCGCUCAUAACAAUUUUUCUUCAUAAUACCGGGUAUGUGGAAACUUUGAAGUCAUUACAUGACAAUUAUUGUAAUGAUAUUGUUCUUGUGUAGCUCAUAACCAUAUACAUUGUUAAUUUCUGCUUUUACAUCUUGAUUACUUUAUAAUACAGCUCAAUGCUAAAUGAGAUGAUAAUAAUGAUUGAAUGUAAUAUCUCUGAUUUUUUUAUUUGUUUAUAUACAAUCUGUUUUGAAGGAAAAUUAUCUAACAAUUAAAAACUGCUUUGAUAAAGUCUGGAUUGAAUUGGAAAUAAUCCAAAUUUUACAUUGACAUAUAUACUGUCUAAAAUUGAAUAUGAAAUAUUCCCUGUUCAGGGUUCCCCCUUUUUCUUUGAUUGUGUCCAGGGACCAAUAUAGUGUUUGAAAAAACACAAAAAGUUUUUUGUUUCUUUUAAUACCAUUGAAAAUGCUGUUUAUCAAAGUUGAAAAAUAACAUACUUCAUUCAUUUUUUGCAUUUACUCUUUCAGGCAUUUUAAUGUCAUUGUUUCAAUUUCAGUGUCUCCAUUGAUCAUGAAUAACAUUUUUCUAAACACUUAUUUUCUGAUAUUUUUUUCAUGUGAUCAUUUUUCCAUUCCCAUCUUACACACAUGAUAUUGGGACAAACAUUGUAUUGUUCUUACUUUUCCUAAAUGUAGUACUGGAAGGACUUUGUUUUAAGUAUAUCAUUAAUAACCAUGAAAUCCUGAUAUGUUUUAUUUUAACUGAUUAAAAAACUGUCCCAUUUGAUGCCAUGUAAAUUGAAUCAGACUGCAAUUUUUAUCUAUAUGUAGAAUAGUUUUCUAAGUAAUGUUUUUGCUAAGCUUGUCUGUUUUGUCUGGUCAAAAAGCCUUGGUCAUAAAACAAAAAUAUCAUGUUAUGAAGACCUGGAAUUGAGUUCACAUAUUACCAGUCAUAAUAUUAUACUGAAAUGUGUUCUAAGGUCUUUAAUUCUGGCUUAAAUUUUGUUUGAGUUAUGUGCCUUUUUGACUGAAAACAGACAAAUGUUGAAAUCGGCUUGCAAGCAUUGAGCAUGGAAUUCCUCUGGUGAGAGUUAGGUGUUGACAAGCGCUUGCAAGCAUUAAGCAUUGACAUCUGCUAGCAAGCAUUUAGCAUUUACAACCACUUGAAAGCAUUUAGCAUUGACAACUGCUUGCAAGCAUUUAGCAUUGGCAACCGCUUGCAAGCAUUGAGCAUAAUUGGUAACCACUUGCAAGCUUUAAGCGUUUACAUCUCACACUUUGAUUCAUUCUUUAGGUAAAAUAAACUUUAAGUUGAUUGAUUUUCUUACUUUUGUUUUACCAGUAAUGGGAUACAAUUUUGUGUUGAUAUUUAUAUAUAGCAUAUAUCGAGGGGUGAAAGCGAAAAGGUUCUAUCUGCUUCUUUAUUUAAUGUCACUUAGAACCUUUUCGCUUUCACCCCUCGAUAUGUGAUUAACAAAUUGUCUUAUUUAACAUAUGCUUUUUGUGUUUCUUUACGUCAUACAUACAAUCUCAUAUCUUGUGUUGCUUUUGCUUUUUUUGUCCUAAAAAGGGUUGUAUGUAUUAGUGAAUAGUGAUGCAGUAUUUUUGCUUACUUGGGACAUUAAAUCAUAUUCACCAGUAUUAAUAAAGAUCUUGGGAGAAUA